GUUUCGAUAUUGUCAUGUGCUUUGGGUUUAACUUCCAAAUUUUUUCUGUAGCUUGCUAUGACUGCUUUGGGGUUAUCAGAUGAAUUGCUGGGGGCUUUCAUGCCGGUGGUUGUGUAUUGGGUUUAUUCAGGGAUGUACAUGGCUUUUGGGUCUUGUGACAAUUACAGAUUGCAUCCAAAGCAAGAGGAGGAUGAGAAAAAUUUGGUCUCUAAAAGGACAGUCAUCAAAGGCGUCCUUUUGAUACAAUUCCUUCAAGUCACGGCGGCCAUUCUUUUGUACAUGGUCAUAGGAGGAAAUGAUGCAGGGGCAUCUGCAGCGCAGCCAUCUUCCUUCAUUGUCAUAGCCAGACAAUUUAUCGUAGCCAUGGUGGUUUUGGAUACUUACCAAUAUUUUCUUCAUAGAUACAUACACCACAACAAGUUCUUGUACCGCCACCUCCAUUCCCGGCACCACCGCCUCGUCGUUCCCUACACAUUCGGUGCCAUCUAUAACCAUCCACUCGAAGCGUUUAUCUUUGACACAGUGGGUGGGGCAUUAGCCUUCGUCGUCUCCGGCAUGUCCCCUCGAGCUUCCAUCUUUUUCUUCUCCUUCGGCACCAUCAAAUCAGUGGACGACCACUGCGGGAUCUUGCUCCCGGGAAAUCCCUUUCACUUCUUCUUCAGAAACAACACCGCGUUCCAUGAUCUCCACCACCAGCUUUACGGUGGCAAAUACAACUUCUCGCAACCGUUCUUCGUCAUGUGGGAUAGGAUUUUGGGGACGUACAUGCCUUAUUCACUUGAGAAAAGAGGAGGGGGCUUCCAAUUGCGGCCUGGUAAAACCUGCAAGGAUAAUUAGUCUAAAUUAUUACAAGUAUUUAGUACACAAAACCAUGCAGUUUACAUAUACUCACAUUUAUUCUCACUGCAUGUUCAUG
Messenger RNA from Theobroma cacao (cacao), 916 nucleotides. RefSeq names its product sphinganine C4-monooxygenase 1-like. NCBI's taxonomy places the organism in Eukaryota, Viridiplantae, Streptophyta, Magnoliopsida, Malvales, Malvaceae. The record is from RefSeq and is a predicted model, not a curated record. Gene Ontology annotation, biological process: lipid biosynthetic process. Gene Ontology annotation, molecular function: iron ion binding; oxidoreductase activity.